Messenger RNA from Betta splendens (Siamese fighting fish), 1194 nucleotides. RefSeq names its product H-2 class II histocompatibility antigen, A-F beta chain-like. Gene Ontology annotation, molecular function: MHC class II protein complex binding. The record is from RefSeq and is a predicted model, not a curated record. Gene Ontology annotation, biological process: immunoglobulin production involved in immunoglobulin-mediated immune response; immune response; antigen processing and presentation of exogenous peptide antigen via MHC class II. The transcript is spliced from 5 exons. Gene Ontology annotation, cellular component: MHC class II protein complex; membrane. Bases 96 to 890 code for a protein of 264 amino acids. Lineage: Eukaryota; Metazoa; Chordata; Actinopteri; Anabantiformes; Osphronemidae.
CAGCUACAGUAGAGUGUUGAUGCUUUGGCAUUUUAUUGUAUUUACUUCCUUUAACUAGUAAGAGAAGAGCAGCAUUUGCCUUGACGGCUCCAACCAUGCGACUUUAUCUGCUGGCAUUUUGUGUCUUUUAUAAUUUUCUCAGUCUGGUAUUUUUGGAUGAGCUGUUUUUGCAAUAUAGUGCAUGCUGUACCUUCAAAGGUGCAGAUUUCAGAGAUACAGAAUACAAUAUUGUGGCCCACCUUAACAAAACACUAUUAAUGAAAUACAGUAGUACCACAGGAAACUGGACAGGAUACACAAGGUUUGCAAUGGAAACGGCAAAAUUUUGCAACUCAAAUCCGGUGGAUAGAGCCAUAAGAGCAAAAGAGAAAGACAUUUUGUGUGAUGACAACAUACCUGUUGUCAAGCAGUUGUGUAACCUGAGAUCUGUUCCCAUCAUCAAGCUGAAUUCAAUGAAGCAGUUAAGGGGUAGCCUACCUGACCUGCUCGUGUGCAGUGCCUACGAUUUCUACCCGAAAUACAUAAAAAUUACAUGGUUGAGGAACGGGCAAGAGGUGACCUCUGGCGUCAGUAUGUCUGAACUGUUACCUGAUGAGAACUGGUUCUACCAGGUCCAUUCUUAUCUGGAGUACCAGCCAGCUUCAGCAGAACAAAUCACCUGCAUGGUUGAACACCCCAGCCUCUCUAUGCCUGUGCUAAAGGUCUGGGACAACUCCCUCUGUCAGUCAGACCGUGUUAAAAUUAUCACAGGAACAGUUCUGCUGGUUCUUGGAGUUGUUGUUUUAAGCUCUGGAUUCAUCUAUUACAAGAAAAAGUCCACAGGACAUGGUAGUUGUCGUCAAGGAGAAACGAUGAGACCUGCAGAGCAGCUUCUUGUGCUGAACAACUAAACUGAUUGACAAGUCACAUCAUGAAGACAAGGACAAUGCUGCUGAGGACUGCUAGCAACAGCUAACGACGGCUAGCGACCAACCCUAUAUGAUAACCACGCUGGCAGAUCAUUUUGCUCAUUUAUUCUAUAUUGUCUAUUCUAUGCCUUUAUUCUUAUAGAUACUAACGUUUACUUUGUCAUAAACUCAGUUUAUGUUACGUUAUGACUUCGGCAGUGUUGGACUCCUGAUAAUGCAACCUUUAAUAUUGCGUCACUACAUUUUUCACUGUCUGAUCACAUAAUAAAGCAUCUGUACAAUGUUA